CAGGGGUGGACUGACCAUUUGGAAACUCGGGCACUGCCCGAGGGCCCGGGGUCAGUAGGGGGCCCCAUGAGAUGCCCCUGGUACCUUUUUCAUAGGCUUUUUUGAGUUUGGGCAAGGACACAGGGGCCCCAUGAUCCCCUAUUGCCUGGGGGCCCCAUGAGUUGUCAGUCCGCCCCUGCACAGGAGGAGCUUAGAGGAUAAUGUUAUGCACUGACAUUUUAUGUAUAUACAUUUCAUCAAUGAAUCC
Messenger RNA from Staurois parvus, 247 nucleotides. Lineage: Eukaryota; Metazoa; Chordata; Amphibia; Anura; Ranidae. The record is from the annotation of a GenBank genome assembly.